AUGGAGACUGCCCAGGAAAGAGAGUUUCGCUCGUUUUUCGGGGUAGAACCUCCGCAGAUGUUCAACGAGGACGUGAGUGAGUUUCUGGGUUUAGACUUGAGCGAUGUCAUGCUGCAGUCGACGAUACAAAUCCGACACAUAAGGUCUCGCUUCGUCAGGCUCCUGGUCAAGCACAUAAUCGCAGUGACCAAAACACACAGGCACGAAGAGUCGGCCGUGGAAGACAUGUCAACCUCACUCCUGGAGCUGUUUGAGUACGAUGGCGACGACAAUUCGGUGCGCAGCAGAUGUACCCUGGAUCUCUUCAUGUCCAACGCCAAAACUCAAGCAACCCCUGAUGUUCUCAUCGAGAGAUUGGACACCGCAAUCAAGCUACUGGUUCAAGAAGACAAAAGCUACGAUGUAGGCCAUCAUCCAGAAGCACAAUUGAUGGCAGAGGCGGUUGCAGCAUACCAGGAGAACAGGCGCUUGUACGAAAGGCUGGGAAGGGAAGAUUUUCCGGACCAGCAGACGAUUCCAGGUAUUGUCAUGCUAGGUACUUGUCCUACCUUUUACGUCAUCCCAAUGACGAAAGCUCUGGCCGACUGUGUGAGAAAUGGAGAUGAGCCCACUCUAGUCACCCGGGUCAAGAAGUAUGUCAUUCCCAAUCUCCCUGCCAACAAAUCCGAUACAAUGCUUUCCAGGCAGCACCGCCAUCACAUUGCUCAGUGCUUGGAGGCAUUCAAAGCCUUCGUUGAGCUGCUUGCUCUUGUCCUGCUUGCUGUCACAAUUGUUUUUCAUGCAAGUGCUGAAGAUUCAGAGGUUGAAGCACUCUUAAGCUUUAAACUUUCUGUGGAUGAUCCUCUUGGGGCACUGAAUAACUGGAAGGCGGGCACAAACGUUUGCCACUGGAUUGGUGUAAGUUGUUCCUCAGUAGGGCGGAUCACUGGCAUACAGAUUGAUUCUCUGUCACUUUCGGGCCUUUUUCCACUUUCAACAAUCCAAGCCCUGCCUCAACUACGCAAUUUGUCUGCUUCGGGGAACAACUUCACUGAGAUCAACAUAUCACCGCAGAAAUGCUCUUUGGAGUUCCUCAAUUUGUCAAGCAACGAUUUCACUAGUCAUUUUCUAGAUAUUCUUUUGGUUACUUGCAAAGGCAUCAGGCACUUGAACCUCUCACACAACAAGCUAAGAGAAAUUUCGCUGAAGGGAUCAAUCGGGCAUGUUAUGGUUUCGGUUGAUUUAUCUCACAACAGAAUCAGUGGCUCGAUACCUGCUUCCUUUUUCGCAUUGUGCAAGAGCUUGCGGUUUCUAGACAUAUCGAGCAAUCAGCUGGUUGGAGGGGUGCCUGAAGAUAUGUUUAUAAACUGCAGAAGCUUACAAGAGCUUUCAUUGUCGUCGAAUAAUUUGACAGGGGAACUUUCUGGUCUACGUUCAUCCAACAGUCUUCAGAAGCUCAACCUGUCUACCAACUUCUUCACAACAUUUCAGAUAGACCACUGUCCUAGUCUGGAGGAGCUGGAUCUCUCGUUUAACAACAUUUCUGGGACAGUUUUUCGGAAGGAUUGUGCUGCUUUGAAGAUGCUCAAUCUAUCAGACAAUCACUUAUCUGGACCAUUCCUCUCGGUAUUUGCCAAUCGAAGUUUAGCUACGGUUUUUAAGUCUCUUCAAGUUCUCCAAGCCGACCACAACAACUUUAUAGGUGAACUCCCUACAGUUCCUCCAAGUCUUAAGGUUCUAGACCUGAGCUGCAACUUGUUCAACACUGGCAACCCAAGCAUCUGCCCUGCAAGGUCCUCACUUAAGUCUUUGCUGCUGGUAUAUAACAGGUUGCAUGGUCGGGUUCUGAACUCAGCCAUGAACUGUGGUAAUCUGGAAAUGCUUGAUAUGAGCAUCAAUUCUCUAGCAGGGCCUAUUCCAGUGGAUAUGUGCAGCAGACUCCCGAAGCUUCAACAUCUUCUUCUUUGGGGGAACAAUCUUGAAGGCAGCAUACCCGCUACAAUCAGCAACUGUAGUGAGCUGGUGACACUAAAUCUCAGUUUUAACAAUAUCACAGGCGUCAUUCCUCAGCAAAUAUCUAGGCUGAAGAAACUCUGCUUGCUGUUUCUGAGCAACAACAUGAUAUCUGGAGCAAUCCCGGCAUCUAUUGGAAGUAUGCUGAGCCUUCGAUCUCUUUUACUGAGUCACAACAAGCUUCAGGGUGGCCUACCAAGCGAGCUGAGGAACAGCAACGUUCUAGUCCUGCUUUUAGUGAACGACAAUCAGUUGACAGGACAAAUUCCAAGCUGGAUCGGCCGCUCAUCAGUAGUGGAAGAGGAUGAAAUAACCGAAAUAACCUUCCCGUUUCUGAUGGUGUUUGCAAUCAACAUAGAGGCAUCCAUCUGCAAAGCUUAUGAGGAGGUUUUCAUACUGCAAGGGAUCCGCUUGGAUGACUUUGAGCAACUUCCGUUUGCAACCAGAUGCAGAAGAUGGUUCUUUCUGGCACCUCCUGGUUUCAACUUAACAAUAUAUAAUCUGGUAAACAGUCCUUUGGCUAUUGAUCUCUCGCACAACAGCUUCACUGGAACAAUCCCAGAGGAAUUCGGUGGCAUGCGAGACUUAAAUGUGCUAAAUCUCGCACACAACUUACUUACAGGGGCCAUUCCUUCCACAAUUGGAAACCUCAAGAACCUGGAGUGGCUAGAUUUAUCACAGAACUGGCUUGAAUCACACAUCCCGGACUCGCUUGGCAACCUCACCUUCCUGAAAUACUUAAACAUCUCGAACAACAAGCUUCUUGGAAGGGUUCCACAGAGUGCUCAGCUUGCAUUAUUCCCGGUGAGCAGCUAUGAAGGAAACCCAGGCCUUUGUGGCUUCCCCCUUGCAGAGUGUGCUGGUUUGUAUAAUCCUUUGCAUGGUGAUCACACAGAUGAAGACAGUGAUGAUGGACAUGGUGAUGAAACGAUUCUGGCUGCCAUUGUUGGUGGUGGUGUUUCAUGCAUACUAUGGAGUUACGCAGUUUUCUUCAGUAAGAGAUGGGAGGCACUGCUUAAACGUUUAAUAUAA
Messenger RNA from Selaginella moellendorffii, 3024 nucleotides. RefSeq names its product receptor-like protein kinase BRI1-like 3. Gene Ontology annotation, molecular function: protein binding. The transcript has 3 exons. The record is from RefSeq and is a predicted model, not a curated record. The coding region runs from base 1 to 3024 and encodes 1007 amino acids. Lineage: Eukaryota; Viridiplantae; Streptophyta; Lycopodiopsida; Selaginellales; Selaginellaceae.